AAUUUAUCUCAAUAGAGCAACUCAGUAACAACCAAUCCUCCCGUUAUGACACCACUCACAGGACGACUAGCACCAGUCCAGUUAUUUUCCCUGUGCAAAAAAUUUGCUAGUGUCCACAGGAUGUCCACUUCGGCCCAAUACCUCAUAAACGACCCCAAAUACUCAUUUCUGAAGGACUUGGGCUUGAAGGCCUCCAACUUGGGCGUCUACGACGGCACGUGGAGGGGCUCAGGCUCGUUAGUCCAGUCGAUUUGUCCCAGCAAUGGUAAAGUGAUCGCCGAAGUCCGCCAAGGCACAGCCGAGGACUACACCUCUUGCGUCACAGCCUCCCAAUCAGCCUGGAGCACGUGGGCCGACCUCCCAGCCCCCCAGCGCGGGGAAAUUGUGCGCCAGAUCGGGGACGCCCUCCGGGCCAAACUCCACCCCCUGGGGCAGCUCGUUUCCCUCGAAAUGGGCAAAAUCCUCCCCGAGGGAAUCGGGGAAGUCCAGGAGUACGUGGACAUCUGUGACUACGCCGUCGGUCUCUCGCGCACUCUGGCAGGCGCCAUCUACCCCUCGGAGCGCCCAGGCCACGUGCUGAUGGAAAAGUGGAACCCUCUGGGUGUCGUGGGGGUGAUUUCGGCCUUCAAUUUCCCCAUCGCUGUCUAUGGCUGGAACAGCGCCAUCGCCAUGGUCUGCGGGGACACGGUGCUGUGGAAGGGGGCGGAAACCACCCCCUUGGUGUCGGUCGCCACCACGAGGAUCGUGGCCGACGUCCUCGAGCGCAACCACCUCCCGGGGGCCGUCGCGGCGCUGUGCUGUGGAGGCGCCGAUGUGGGCAAGGCUAUGGCCGCCGACGAGAGGAUUAAGCUGUUGUCGUUCACUGGGAGUUCGCAGGUUGGGCACCAAGUCGGGGUGGAGGUGCAGAAGAGGUUCGGGAGACAUUUGCUGGAGUUGGGGGGAAAUAAUGCACUUAUUGUUGCCGAAGACGCUGAUUUGAAUAUGGUGGUGCAAGCGACGUUGUUUGCUUGUGUGGGGACGGCGGGGCAAAGGUGUACCACCACGAGGAGGCUUAUUUUGCACAAAAAUGUCUAUGACGAGGUUCUCCAAAGGCUGAAAAAAGCCUACGAGCAAGUCUUGCAUCGAAUUGGGGACGCACUGGAUGAAAAAACCUUAAUAGGGCCAUUACACAGUCAAACCUCCCUACAAAACUAUGAAAACAGAAUAGCUGAGAUUAAAAAGCAAGGCGGGACGAUUGAAUUCGGGGGCAAACGAAUCGAAGGUCCUGGCUUUUUCGUACAACCAACCAUUGUCACAGGCCUCAAACACGAUAAUCCCCUAGUUCACAGCGAAUGUUUCGCGCCUAUUGUCUAUAUUUUGAAAACGGAAAGUGUAGAUGAAGCCAUUUCGUGGAAUAAUGAAGUUCCCCAAGGCCUAUCGUCAAGUAUUUUCACACAAAGCAUUGGAAAUAUUUUCAAGUGGAUUGGACCCAAAGGUUCGGACUGUGGCAUUGUGAACGUGAAUAUUCCCACUUCGGGGGCUGAAAUUGGGGGGGCCUUCGGUGGGGAAAAACACACUGGUGGGGGGAGGGAAUCUGGAAGUGAUGCCUGGAAACAGUACAUGAGGAGGUCCACUAUCACGAUCAAUCAUUCCAAGGAAUUGCCCUUAGCACAAGGAAUUAAAUUUGAAUAAACGCCAAAAUUGUGAUUUUUAUAAAUAAAUCAUCAAAAACUUUAA
Tribolium castaneum (red flour beetle) is the source of this 1716-nucleotide messenger RNA. It is a transcript of the gene Aldh7A1, whose product is annotated as Aldehyde dehydrogenase 7 family member A1. The transcript is spliced from 5 exons. Gene Ontology annotation, molecular function: aldehyde dehydrogenase (NAD+) activity. Bases 46 to 1671 code for a protein of 541 amino acids. The record is from RefSeq and is a predicted model, not a curated record. Lineage: Eukaryota; Metazoa; Arthropoda; Insecta; Coleoptera; Tenebrionidae.